Molecule: messenger RNA, 264 nt
Organism: Mesorhabditis spiculigera
Lineage: Eukaryota; Metazoa; Nematoda; Chromadorea; Rhabditida; Rhabditidae
Source: the annotation of a GenBank genome assembly
AUGCCGACCCGGGAGGCCAUGAAGCUCGUGCUCGGCACCGACUGCCCAGCCAUCAAGGAGGAAAAGGUUAACCAUAUAACCAAGCAGAUCGGCAUGUUCUCCUAUACCGGAUUGACAGCUGGCCAAUUAAACCACCUCAUCGAGAAGCACAAGGUCUUCAUCCUCAAAGACGGUCGUAUCAACCUCUGCGGGCUUAACACGACAAACGUCGAAGGCGUCGCCAAGGCGUUUGACGAGACGGUGCGCAACGUAAAGAACCAGAUC